Molecule: messenger RNA, 496 nt
Organism: Exophiala oligosperma
Lineage: Eukaryota; Fungi; Ascomycota; Eurotiomycetes; Chaetothyriales; Herpotrichiellaceae
Exons: 2
Coding region: 88-423 (111 amino acids)
Source: RefSeq, a predicted model, not a curated record
AACACAUCGAACCCUUCAAUGACAAUAGCUUGGCGCAUGUCCCCCGUGCACGCGGCUCUAUUCGGCCUAAGGACGACACUUUAGUCCAUGAGCCAUACGGAUACGACGAGUACAUGGACUGCAGUAUCUAGGCCUCGCCUUUACGUUCCAGAAUCCCUUCGAUUCGAACCAAUUUCCAGGUUACGCUCCCCCCGGUUUGGGUCAAGAAAUGAUCUGGACAAGCCUCGUUGCAUUACUGCUGUGUACACUUGGUUCCCUCUACUACGUCUCGAGCAAGAGAAGUCCUGGAAUUCAUCGAAAUGGUCAAAAAUUAAGACGUCCACCGGAUACUCUUCCCAUCGUCGGGAAUGCAAUCCAAUUCCUCAAACCGCGUCACGUAUUGUUCGACUGGUUUGUCAAGUGCCAGCAGCUUUUUGGCCAUGAAACCUUUGAGAUCUCGGUCCCUACGUUGCCGCCUGGGGUGGUCAUCAACAGCCCCGAAAACCUGGAGUUUGUC